UCAUGGUUGAUGCCUUAACACAUACUUCCUCCUUUCCAAAAUAUUUUAAGUCCUAUGUUUGUCCUAACUCCUAAGUCCAUUUUCCUUAAGUUUGAUCAAGUUUAGAGAAAAAUAUACUAAUAUCCACAACAUAAAUACAUAUAGUAGGAAUCUAUUAGAACUUCAAACAUUUUGGAAUGGAGGGGAGUACUGCUUAGUAUAUAUAUAGUAUGUCCCUGUCUUGCAUAGUGAAAGGAGGGAAUGCAUGGAUGUGAAGAUCUUGCUGCAUGCAAGUCAACUCUCGCCUUGUCCUGUCUGUUGUGUUGUCAGUACUGCAAUAUUCUGUGCCACACUUGUGACGUAGAUCCACGUUGGCUGUUGCUGCGCACGCGCAUAAAUAUAUGAUUUCCUUCUUCUAGCUCCUUCUUCCCCGUUGCAUCAGCCAUAAGCUUGGAGCCAUCCAUCUCUCUCUUGGGCCUCCUGUAGUCCUGUAGAUCUUUAGUGCUGUAAGUGUGGAUCGAACAAAGCAUAGGCAUCCUUUGUUUGUUCUUUGUUGUUUCCCAGGGGUGUGUUUUUUUCAUUCCCUUUCUGCGGAAAGACGGUUGUUAAUUGUAAGCAAAAAGGCUGGCUCUGUGAGCUGGUUCUGUAUGGGGUGUGCAUCGUCGAAGCAGUUCAAACGAGCUCCACGGCAUGAGGAUGCGGCUCUUCUGGCCAAAGAGACCACAUUUUCUCUGAAUGAAGUGGAGGCCCUCUACGAGUUGUACAAAAAGAUUAGCUAUUCUAUAUUCAAGGAUGGGCUUAUUCACAAGGAGGAGUUCCAACUUGCUCUCUUCAGGAACAGCAACCGGAAAAACCUUUUCGCUGAUCGGAUAUUUGAUCUGUUUGAUCUGAAGCGAAAUGGUGUGAUUGAAUUCGAGGAGUUUGUUCGGUCCCUCCACAUUUUUCACCCGGAUACACCCAUGGCAGACAAGAUUGCAUUUGCAUUCAGACUAUACGAUCUGCGAGGCACCGGCAGCAUUGAACGUGAAGAGUUGAAGGAAAUGGUGCUUGCAAUCCUGAACGAGUCAGACCUACUUCUUUCUGAUGAUGCUGUCGAACAGAUUGUAGAUCAGACAUUCAAGCAGGCAGACCUGAACAGCGACGGGAGGAUAGACCCCGACGAAUGGAAAGAGUUUGCAAGUAAAAAUCCAGCCCUGCUGAAGAACAUGACUCUCCCAUACCUAAAGGACAUAACCAUGUCAUUCCCCAGCUUUGUUGUCUACUCUGGAGCCGGCGACGAAGAGUUGUAGCAGCCAUCCGCACAAGCAUCUGAGAUUCUGACCUCUCAAGUCUCAGGCAUACAGCAACCUUCUGAGCUUCUCUCAUGUGGCUUGUGUUUUUCUUUUCGUUAACUGUACAAAAUUUUGGAUUAUGAAACACUGCUUUGUAGCAGAACGUGCACUGAGAAAUGGUACACAUCAGGUCAA
This is a messenger RNA of Hordeum vulgare subsp. vulgare (domesticated barley), 1445 nucleotides long. RefSeq names its product calcineurin B-like protein 7. Bases 627 to 1268 code for a protein of 213 amino acids. The transcript is spliced from 9 exons. Lineage: Eukaryota; Viridiplantae; Streptophyta; Magnoliopsida; Poales; Poaceae. Gene Ontology annotation, biological process: calcium-mediated signaling. The record is from RefSeq and is a predicted model, not a curated record. Gene Ontology annotation, molecular function: kinase binding; calcium ion binding.